CCGUUGGCUAUUGCUCGCCUGCCAAAAAGCACCAAAACACACUGGCUUCUCACCAUAACAUGGUCCGCAGGAGUAGCGUCGAUGCUUUUAAAACGUGUCGCUGAUAGCUGCAAACAGUUUUCCGAGGCAGUGCCAAUGAUGGCCUCCCCCCUCCCUGUCUCCUUCAUCCUGGUGGUUCUCCUGUUGGUCAAGUCACCUGUGUGCCAGGCAGGGGCCUGUAAGGGCCACAGGCAGGUUUUGAGGGGACCACCUGGCUAUGUGACAAGUGGAGGAGGAAACUCUCUCAAUGGGAAUUGCGAGUGGCUCAUCAAAGCUCCCAGCAACAGUCACCGCAUUAUCUUGAAUUUCAUCUUCAUGGACACAGAGUGCACUUAUGACUACCUUUUUGUGUAUGAUGGGGACUCCUACCAAAGCCCCCUGCUAGCCAGUCUGAGUGGCAACAAGGUGCCCCAGCCCAUUGAAGCAAAGUCUGGCAAGAUGCUGCUUCAUCUCUUCAGUGACGCUAAUUACAACCUCCUGGGUUUCUUUGCAUUUUACACCUUCUCUUUGUGCCCUGGAGCGUGUGGCGGUCAUGGCCGUUGUGAUUCCUCUACAUCAAAGUGCCAUUGUCAUCAGGGUUGGGGUGGGCCCUCAUGUACAACCCCUCUGUGCACUCAAGCUUGUUCUGUGAACGGCCAGUGUGACAAGAAAGGAGAGCGUUGUGUGUGUAAGCCAGGCUUCGUGGGUCAAAGCUGCCAGCUUGGUCUCUAUAAUGACAGCGGUGCAGGGAAGUGGUGGCGUGUGAGUGAAGAAAACCCCUACACACCUCCCAGGACAGGUUCUGCAGGCGUGUACCUCUCCUCCACAGGAGCCAUGUACCUCUUUGGCGGAUUUGAUCUGAACAGAGCUCUUGGUGACUUGAUCAAAUACAAUUUCACAUCCAACCAAUGGGAAAGCAGGUCUUAUGGUCAUUCACCUGUGGCUCGUCAUUCCCACACAGCAGUAGAGUAUAUGGGUAAAAUGGUUAUCUUUGGUGGAGAGCUAGCCAACGGCUCCCUGGCCAAUGAUGUGUGGAUGUACCGGCCUCUCAAUGAUGACUGGCAACAGCUUGGCUUUUCCACUUCACCUGGUGCUCCUAAACUGGCUAAUCACGCUGCAGCUAUAGUAGACAGUUAUCUCUAUGUGUUUGGAGGUCGUACUGAGGAGGACAUGUUUUCCUCAACUCUGUAUCGGUUCGGCCUGCAUGGCUCUGGACGGUGGGAGACGGUUCAGCCCACAGGUGGGAAGCCACCUGCCACUGCUGGGCACUCCAUGGUCUUCCACAGCCCUUCCAGGACAUUGCUUGUCUAUGGAGGGCACAGGCCUAUCACUGCCAGGUUUAGUGCCAGGGUGAACAAAAUAGUCGUGUUCCAUGUGGAUCGACGAUUUUGGACAUCCUUCCCUUCGCGUUUCGCAGCAACUGGCCCAAGAGAGCGAGCUUUCCAUUCAGCCACUGUCAUCGGAAACUACAUGGUUGUCUACGGAGGGAAUGUGCACAUUCAUUACCAAGAGGAAAAGUGCUAUGAUGAGGAAAUCUUUUUCUACCAUCUGGGUUGUCACCAGUGGGUCUCGGCAAAGGAGAAACUCGUGUUCACAGAAGGUGGAGAUGCUGUGAGGGGGCGUUACUCACAUGUUGCUGCAGUGAUGGAGGGACGAGUGUUGCUGGUUGCUGGAGGUUACAGUGGCGUUGCGCGUGGAGACCUUGUGGCUUACAAAGUUCCCCUUUUUGUCAGUAGCGACCAAGGUGACAGGGAUGCUGUUUGUGCUGAGGCAGUAGAUGAAAGUAUGUGCCUGAAGAACCCAGAGUGCAGCUGGUGUGAAGGCCGCUGUCGAGAGUACCAGCCCACUAACCCGUGUGGAAGUACUGGUUGCUUGGGCCUUGCUCGCUUCCUGUCUGACUGCCAGUCCUGUCUGGUGUUCAGUGGCACUCCAGCUUCUCUGGCCCGUGCCCCUGGUGAAUUUGGCUGGUGUGUUCAGAAUGAGUCCUGCCUACCAGUGUCAGAGCGAAGUGCGUGCCGUGUGGACCAGAUCUCAGGGGCGUACGGCUGGUGGGGGGAGCGUACCCUUUUCCUAACCUCCCUCCACUCCUGUCGCACCGAGAACUAUGUCCCGGGACUGCACCUGCUCACCUUCCAGCACCAUAACGACUCCCAGCCUGACCAGGUAACCAUCCUCCGCACCGCCACCAUCAUGCUUGGCCCCACCACAGAAAUGGACGUAGCCUUACAGUUUAGGGGGUUUGUCCAUCCAUUGUGGGGCGGGCCUCCACCUGCACCCCCUCCUACAGAGACUGUCUCCAUGUGGGCUCGCAUCCAGAGGUUUCACUUUGAGGCUCGAAUGGCAACAGGACCCAACUCCAGCCAGAUGGAGGUGGUGGGUCGCUGGGCAGCUCAGCAGGAAAAGGAGCUGAAGCUCCUGACUCGACCAGAUGGGAGUCGACUUUUCUCUAACCUCACUCGGGGAAACCAUUACCUUGUUCAGGCGGAGGGCUACCUGAACAACUCUGGCUCAGGACAGACAAGUGAGAUGGCCUUGAUUUGGAACAGAACGUUGCCUGAAGGAAGUGAGAUCAACUUCCUAUUCUUGGAGCCGUACCGCUCAGGUUCCUGCUCAGGGUACAUGUCCUGUCUGGCCUGUCUGUCAGACCAGUCUUGUGGCUGGUGCCCGUCUUUGUCCCGCUGUCUGCUGCGUGACAGCCCAGACCUCGAACCCUGCCCUGAGGGCCAGAACAGUGAAGGGAAGAUGGAAGGUCAGCGCCAUCUGCUGUUGGCACCCCAGCACUGCACCAUGUGUAAAGAGUACACAGACUGCUCUGCUUGUACUCAGGACCCUUAUUGUGAGUGGCAGAUAAACUCCAGCAAGAAAGGCAACUACCAGUGCAGUCGGCGGGGAAGAGUAGAUGGAUCCAUACGUGAUCCAAGGGGGUGUCCUAAAUUGUGCAACCAGAGAAAGACAUGUGGUGAAUGCCUUUCCAACUCCAGCCUCUGUGCGUGGUGUGAAUCUGCUCAGGCCUGCUUCCAUUUUGCUGCCUACCUCACAAAGUAUCCCUAUGGACAAUGUAGGGAUUGGUAUGACAGUGUUCACUCAGUUCCCCGGUGUAAGCAGUGUUCAGCUUUAAACACAUGUACAGAGUGCCUGAGGACUUUCCAGUGUGGCUGGUGUGGUGACUACAAUAAUCCCACAAUUGGAAAGUGCUUGAGGGGAGACUGGGCAGGAAUGGAUGAUCCAUCAGUGUAUAACUGUAGUGUGGCUGUGGCUGAAGCUCGGGCUGCAAACCCUGAACCCCAAACUUCAGCCCCACCGCGCCCCCUAGAAAUGGAGAUGGAGCAUUUGAGUCAUGAAGAGCAAGAUGCAAUCUGGGCUUAUGGCACUUGUCCUGAUGUAGAGGAAUGCAGGCUGGGCCUCCACAACUGUCACCCCUCUGCCACUUGCAUCAACACUCCCACUUCAUAUGAGUGCCGUUGUAAGAGAGGAUUCACAGGGGAUGGCACACUGCACUGCAACCAAACCUGUUACAAUGAGUGUCGUGAGGGCCAGUGUAGCGGCAGCCCACGGUUUGAGUGUGAGUGCGCCCUGGGCUGGACAUCUGAUCCCGCUACUCUGGUUCUGAGUGGUGUAGAAUGUGAUGUUGACUGUGGCUGCAACUUCCACUCCACAUGUAUUACUGCUCCAGGGAUCUGUGAUGAAUGCCAAGACUGGACUACAGGGCCUCACUGUGAGCACUGCCGUCCAGGUAGCUUUGGCUCAGCCCUGGCUGGUGGUAGCGGCUGUGUUCCCUGUGAGUGUAACGGACACGGCGACCCUCUCCAGGGAUACUGUCACAACCAGACAGGCCAGUGUUACUGCACCCACAACACUCAGGGACCACACUGCGAGUCCUGUCUGCCUGGUUACUAUGGAGAUCCCAGGAACAAUGGAACAUGUUACCGCCAGUGCCAGGGCCGCUCUGUCCUGCUGUCCUCCACUUCCUCCACCACUAUUCCCCUGUCCUCUUCUUUGGGGUGGCGGAGUGGCACAGAGGGGAAAGGUGGGCUUUCUCAUUGCCUGUGGGUCCUCUCUGUGACUGAGAACCUGGCACCCUGUCUGCCAAGACAGUUCUGUCCCCCAGUAGCUCUCACGCUACACCCAGACUCUCAUACACAUUGUAAAAGUUCGUAUGUCUACGUGUUCGAUGGCCUGCCUCGUUUUCUGGGUAACGGAGUCGUACAUUCUGAUCACAAUCUAAUUGGAGCAUUUUGUGGCACCACGAGGACUCAGCCUAUCACAGUGGAGGCCACUUCAGGUGUGAUCUCAGUCUACUUUGAAGCCAACGUCACUUCAGACAGACCUCAAGGCUUCAAUGCAUCUUUCUGGGUACGACGGUGUCAGCAGAGCUCUGAGGAUGAAGAUGGAUCUGUAUGUCCAGGUGGAGCCCAGUGCCAGGGUGGGCUCUGCCAGUGCCCUCAGGGAUAUGGGGGACCACACUGUGACCGGCUAGUGUGCCCUCAGGAUUGUGGAAUAGCAGAAGGAAGAGGAACUUGUAAUAUAUCUCUGGGAGUGUGCGUGUGCUCAGAGAGCUGGGUUGGGUCAGACUGCUCUAUUCCUCGAGACUUCAACAGCUUGGUGUGGGAAACCUUACUGGACGCACAGAUGACUGUGAACCAGGCCCACAGGUUCCUCCACAGGAUGGGACACUCUCUGGUGUCUGGACCACAGGGAAACCUCUGGAUGUAUGGAGGGCUUUCUCUGACAGAGGGAAUUCUGGGAAAUGUCUAUAGAUAUUCUGUGUUGGAACGUCGUUGGACCCCAAUGUUGACAAGCUCUGUGGAAGAAGGGUCGAUGCCAAACCCUCGCUACCAUCACGCCUCUGCAAUGCUGACUCAUGAGUCUGGCUCUGGAGCCAAUCACAACUUUAUGUUGGUAGUAGGCGGGGUCACUCGAGACGGCGUUUCCAUGGAUACCUGGACUCUCAAUCUUAGCAGUUUAGUUUGGAGAGAGCACAAGAGCACAGUGCUUCCUCCAGUGGCAGGUCACACUUUAACUGUACGGCGAGACAGCUCUGUGCUGUUGAUUGGCGGGUACUCUCCUGAAAAUGGUUUCAAUCACCAUUUACUUGAGUUCAGCCCUCAGUCUGGAAACUGGACCAUUGCCCCCCACACUGGCACACCACCUACAGGUUUGUAUGGCCACACGGCAGUCUACCAUGAACAGACUGAUGCCAUCUAUGUCUUUGGAGGCUACCGCUUUCACGUGGAAAGUGUAGAGCCAUCUGCUGAGCUCUACAGCCUGUAUUACCCCAACCUCACCUGGUCUUUGCUGGCCACCUCUCAGGGUAUUAAGCCCCUGUCCCGUUUCUUCCACGCUGCUGCACUGAUUAAAGACACUAUGGUGAUUGUAGGCGGCAGGACGGAAGCAGAAGACUACAGUAACUCUGUCUCUCUGUACCAGAUCAACUGUAACACCUGGAUACAACCAGUGUCAGCUGUUGGAGAUCCGGUUAAUGGUUCGGUGUCCCUUGCCAUGACGAGCUGGGGCGGUCGUCUCUUCCUGUCAGGAGGCUUCAAUGGCGUCACCCUUGGCAGACUCCUAACCCUGUCUGUGCCCUCUGACCCCUGCGCCCUUCUUCCCACACCAGAGGCUUGCAACACCACCACAGGCAGCUGCAUAUGGUGUAGAGGGAGCUGUGCUUCUUCUGACACUGCUGAGAGAAUGGAAUGCUUCACUGGACAGUCUCCCUGUUCUCCAACCCCUCGUGAGCCAGACCAAUGUCGCAGACUCAAGACAUGCAGUGAAUGCCUUGCACGACACCCUAAAACAUUUUCCAGUCCAUCCCAGCCUGUUUUACAGUGUAAGUGGUGCACAAAUUGUCCAGAGGGGGCUUGUAUCAGCAGCUCUCUCAGCUGUACAGCUGUACAAGACUGUCGAAUCAACCAGAGAGAGAUCUUCCUGUCCAGCAACUGCACUGAGACUAGCUGUGAGGCUUCUGACUGCCCCAAGUGUACAGCUUCUGGAAAGUGCAUGUGGACUCGCCAGUUCAAACGCACAGGCGAAACGAGGCGCAUCUUGAGUGUGAAUCCCACUUAUGACUGGACAUGUUUCAGCUACGCUCUGCUCAAAGUCUCACCCAUGCAGGUGGAGUCAUCCCCUCCUCUGCCGUGCCCUCCGCCAUGCCACAGUCUCCAUAACUGCAGCCUUUGUCUGAGCUCCAAUGGCUCUGAUGGGGGCUGGCAGCACUGUGUGUGGAGCAUGGCCCUGCAGCGGUGCAUGAGCCCAUCUUUUGUGCCCCUCCGGUGUGAGGCAGGCCAGUGCGGUCGACUGCUUUCUAGGGGAGACUCCUGCUCUCCCCAGUGCUCCCAGCUCACUCAGUGCUCCCAGUGCAUUGCUAGGCCUCAGUGUGGUUGGUGUUCUUCUCGCGGGGGCAAUGGGGCUGGACGCUGCCUACAGGGAGGACUUGAUGGUGUGAGUGAGGGUGUUUGCCCUUUGACAAACAGCAGCUGGUCUUUCCUCCAUUGUCCAGAGGAGGAUGAAUGCGCCAACAGUCAUCACAACUGUUCCUUUAGGAACACCAUGCAUUUGGGAAAUGCAUAGUGGGCAUGCUGUAGUCUAUGUUGUAGUUCAUAGGUUUCAUUUCUCCUUUCACUGGGGUGAAAACACCUUGUGUUUUAUAUGGGACUGCAACAUAUUUUUAACCUUUGCUCUCCCUUCCCACAUACUGAAAAAAUGUUCUACAGUUUGAUUACCUUUAGUUUUAUAAAAUCAGCACCCUAAGGCAAGAUGGUGUUCUAACAUCUGUGUUCUAACAAAACCUUUCAUUAGGCGUCUCCUGCGGGCUAAAGUGUUAUUUGGUUUCCACGCUGCAGCAAAGUGGAAAAAAUGUUGUCACUGCAGAUUUCAAAGGUUGUGCAGAUUUCUUUGGAAUAGGUUUAAAGAAAACACACACAUUUAAGAAAAAAUACAUUUCUUUACAUCCUUUUCAGCACUUGAAGGGUGUCCCUCAUUUUUCCACACAAACAAACUCUUUGUCCUAUAUUUAGUUUGUUUGAAUCUGCUCAUCCUGCUCCUCACCAGAUAUUUAUUGUUCCCUCCAGGACCACUAGAGGCCAGUACUUCAAAACACAGUGAGUAGAGCUGCUUCCCGUUAGUGAUGGGAUUUCCGGCUCUUUUUAGAGAAGCGGCUCUUUCGGCUUGGCUCACUAAAAAGAGCCGGCUCUUUCGGCUCCCAACUGGCUCUUACCUAACCAACUGGCUUCAACGUAUGGAAGAAAAUGCAGUCUCAUGUGAAAUAUUGUGAGUACGUUACACGGUGGGAUUUUGGAACAAUGGAACUGCCUUUAUUGCCCGAAAUAUACACAAAUUUUAGAAGGCCCCAUUUUUACUUUGAACCACCAGUUGGUAACAUUUCCACCUUUUGAAGACACACAUGCGCUAGAAUGCAUCUCAUAGGCUAAAUUUUAUUAUAACAGCCUUGCCUUGGCUGUCUUUGAGUCCAGACCUGGUCAGUGUGAAGGAAAGCUCAGAGCGGCUGACCGUCCCCGAUAACCCAGAGCGCUUUGAUCCCUGCGUCUUUGUCCUAGGUGCUGAAGGUUACACCUCCGGGAAACACAAAUGGGAUGUCCUUGUAGGUGACAACCCCAAGUGGAUAGUGGGAGUGUGCAGAGAGUCAUUGCCGCGUAAAAAGAAGUUUACAGUCGCAACAAACCGCGGUGUGUGGGCCUUAGGACUGAGCAAAGGGGUGUAUAAUGUAAUGACAACUAAACGUGAAGAGCUGCAGCUUCAGCAGCGACCUGAAAAGAUUCGAGUCAAGCUUAAUAUAGAAAAGGGAGAGGUGUCAUUUUGGGAUGGAGGGUUAGGGAAGCACCUGGUCACACUUACACACAAGUUUGGAGGUGCGAUAUUUCCCAUUUUUGGUCCCGGCCUCCAUACCUCGCCCAUGGAUCUGGUUCCAGGAAAAAUAGCUAUACACAUGUCAACAACCCAAGAUAAGGUUAUUGACGUAAAGAUGCAAGAUUGAAAAUCAAUGAUGAAAAACUUUUAAAAGCAAGAUAAACUCGACAAGCCUUUACCAGUCGAUCAGGGGUAACGAGAACAUCAAAUAAAAGUUUAAAAGAAUAAAUCUGCCAGUAGAUGAAACAUCAGUUUAAGUAUAAAGAUGAAAAACCACAACCACAGUAAGGAUGUGGUUAUUUAUGUCUGAGCAAUGAGUUAUCAGCCUGUGGUCCACACACAGACACUCAUACUUUCUGUCCCGUCUGUACUCAUAGAUGUAUUUUGUUGUUUCUUUCUUUUUUCUUUGUUUUCAUUAUGCAUUGCAUUGAUGGAAGAUUUCAGGCCUUAUUGAUUUGUUUAUGAGUUCACGGAGUUGCCUUUACACAGCUUGUUUUGCACAACUGUUUUCUGGCCCUCUGCACCUCCCUACCCUCGUGUUUUGAGCGUAGUUAAUGUGGCCAAACAGAAACAAAACACAUGACGAAAACAAAGGAUUGGACUGAUAGCUUUUUAUUUAUUUUUUUAACCCUUCAAGGAAAUAAAGGGGAUGAUGGUGAUUAAGUUUGAAACUUCACUGUUAUAUCUAAAGUCACUUGCUUCUGGGUUUUAGGGGAUGUUAUUGUAGUUGUUGUUAGCCUUUGAUUCAAUUUGAUUUCUGUGAGGAAUCAGAACAUUUUCUCAAAUAUACACUUAAAAAAACGCAUUUCAAAUGUUUUUGGUGAUGCUGAUGUUUUGGAUUAAAAUGCAAAAUGAAACUGCUGAUUGUUGGGAUAGUUAGACUCCUAUGCUGGCUAUCAUUCACUAUACUAAGUUCAUGCUUAGCAACACUUUGUGAUAUAAAAUAUACUACUGCAGUGUGUAACCUCAAAACAUUAACAAUUGUGUGUCAGUCUUCAAUUAAAAACAGUUUCAAAUUAAA
This is a messenger RNA of Oreochromis aureus, 8902 nucleotides long. Its product is annotated as multiple epidermal growth factor-like domains protein 8. The record is from RefSeq and is a predicted model, not a curated record. NCBI's taxonomy places the organism in Eukaryota, Metazoa, Chordata, Actinopteri, Cichliformes, Cichlidae. Gene Ontology annotation, molecular function: protein binding; calcium ion binding.